GGACUUGACACAACACACACACACACAGUUACACAAGAAAACAGCGAGGUGACCAAAAAUUUGUAAUUUUCCUCAAAAUUUCUCAAUUAAAAUACGAAAAAGGUGGAAAAGGUCAUUUUGUGGGGUACAGUGACAAGGAUGAGCACCUGAAUGCCCUGGCGGAAGUGCUGAAAACCGCUGAUUUGAGUGCUUUUGGGGGCGCGAGGGGUGGUAGGUGUAAUUAAUUUCGUUGAGGAAGGAGGUUUGCAAUGGUGAAAGAGGAAAAUCGGUUUAUUGCGGAAAAUGGGGAAAUUCGAAGGAAAACCUUACGUUCAGGACAACUAUCCCACACGCCGGAAGGCGGCACAGCCACAGGAGUGCGAGAAGAAGAAGAAGAGAGACUCCCUGCGGAAGGUGUCGAAGAUUCUCCAGAAGUGUGAGACAUUGCGAACGGCGGAGGAGACACGACUGCUGGAAUCGUGCACGGAGGCUGUGAAGGAGAUCUCACAGCGACGGGAGAAGGUGCAGCUGUACAAGGAGCGUAUUCAGGAGAAGGAGGAUCCACCGGAUGUGAUUGAGACGAAAGCAAAGAAGCUCGCUGAAGCUAUAACGCGUGCCCGGCAUUUGAUUUGCUACACCGGAGCGGGGAUUAGUACAUCUGCCCGGAUUCCGGACUAUCGUGGGAGCAAUGGGAUUUGGACGCUGCUGGCACAGGGGAAGGAUAUUGGGAAGCAUGAUUUAUCACUGGCAGAGCCAACAUUCACGCACAUGGCACUGUAUGAGCUGCAUCGGAGGAAGAUGCUGCGUUUUGUGGUGUCUCAGAAUUGCGAUGGUUUGCACCUGAGGAGUGGCCUGCCGCGGAAUAGCCUUUCGGAAGUUCAUGGGAACAUGUACAUUGAGGCUUGUAAGAAUUGCAAACCAAACGUGGAGUACUGGAGGCUCUUUGACACCACAGAACUCACAGCAAGGUAUAACCAUAAGACUAUGAGACGGUGUCACAUCUGCGGGAAGCCCCUUGUGGACACCAUUGUGCAUUUCGGGGAACGAGGGUGCCUCCGGUGGCCCCUCAAUUGGGCCGGCGCAUGUGCCCAAUCAGAGAAAGCGGAUGUAAUUCUCUGCCUCGGUUCCAGCUUGAAAGUCCUGAAGAAGUAUUCAUGGCUCUGGGCAAUGGAUCGUCCGGCAAAGAAGCGCCCCAAAUUGUACAUUGUCAACCUCCAGUGGACACCCAAAGAUAGCGUUGCAGCCCUCAAAAUAAAUGGGAAAUGCGACCAAGUGAUGAUGCUCGUGAUGAAGCAGCUCAAUAUUGUCGUGCCGGACUACAAGAGACUGAAGGAUCCCAUCUUUGCCCAUGCGAGUCUCCUUAGUUCCCUGGAAUUGCACACCGUGAGCCAGCCGAUGCUCAAAUCGCAAAAUGAACUGGAAUGCAGUGAAACAACGCUCGAGGAUGAGAAGAAACCUUUCGAGGAGCCCUUUGAGGACUCCCAGGAAGCUCUUGAUCUCUCCAGUGAACGCCCCGUGGUGGAAGUUGAAGUGAAAGUGGAACCAAGUGAUGUAAAAGUGGAAGUUAAAGGAGAAAUCAAUGCGGAGAGUGUAGAUGUUAAGGAUGAGCUAAAAGCAGAAGAAAGUCCGGGAGUUAAGGAAGAACCAAAAACAGAGAAUUCAGGAGCUAAGGAUGAGCCUGCUGAAGUGAAGAUUGAAGGAGAAGUUAAAGAAGAAGGAAAUAAAAUGAGUCCGGAAGUUAAGAAAGAAGAAGAAAGGAAGGAAUCCAUUGAAAGUGCUUCAGAAGUGGAAAAAAUUGAGAUUAAAGAUGAGAUUGUGGAAGAGCAGGAACCACCGCCGGAGGACUCUCAAGAAGCAGUAAAUAGCGUAGAUGCCGAUAAGACUUUUAGCUGUAAGAAAAGUAGUUUAGUUGAUUAUGAAAACUCAGGUGAAUCAAUGACGGAAGAAAGGGUAGUAGAGACUGAAAAGGAGGAGGAAGUGGACACUUCCGACUCAUCCAAUAGUCCAUUGGAUUUGAGUUUCAAGACUCCCGAGAAGAAUUCCACGGAUGACAGCAUCCCCGAGGGUGCUGCAGCAUCGGAGUCGUCUCCUUUGAUCUCCCAGCCGGAAAUAUCCUCCCGUGAGCCCCACACGGCGAUUUCUGGGCAGUAUCCCAGUGAGGGCAAUGCAAGCUGUGAUAGGAGUAGCUCAGAACUGCUCGGGGAGCAACUGCUAAACGUGGCGAAGAUGCAAUUCAGCAAUGCCCUAAGAAAUUUGCGGAAUUUCCGGCUAAAAACUGAAAAGAGAUUCCUCUUUCCCGUCACCGAUGCGGCGGCCACGGGCAGGAGAGAUGGGAAUUCCCACCAGAAUGCAUCACACGAAAAUGAGAAAUCCCCCGAGGACUACUACAAGGACCUCUUGAAUUACUACAAAGCCAUUGAGGGCUCUCUACCGUAUUGGUAUGACACGAAUUACGCAUACUCGGGCUUGCACAGUAUUAUCAAUCCGCCACCAUCGGACAUGGAUCUCUGGGGGUCGAUUUUCAUUCCCAUCUUCCAAAUGAAGGGCGCUACAAAUGCCGAAUGUGAGUUCUGCUUCGACAACUACGGGGAGCUCGUGUGCCAAUUCUAUCCGGCACGGAAGCCCGACUUUCAGGUCACGGCCGAACGCAAUGGCAGGAUGAUUGUCUGCGAAUGCUGUGACUACACGGACAAUGAGGAAUCUGACGAAGAGGGCAGCGGCGGUGGUGGGGUGAAAAUGUCUUCCAUUGAGGAGGAGAAUAGUGUGUCCGAUGAGACGAUGACGGGAUGCGAUGAGAAGCGCCCAAAGCUGGAGAAUGAGGUGCGUGAGCCAAAAAUUCAAGCUGGAUGGUACGGAAAAGGGUACAGAAAGAAUCGGAAGCGCAAGAAGAGUUGAAAUCACAUCGUUUCCAUGUAAAGGACUCUUCUUUUUUUUUAAAUUAAUUUUAUUUUCUCAAAUUUAAACGUGUAAGUUAAUUUACGUGGAUUUUCUUUUCUCUUCUAUCUAUAAGUACAUUGUAAGGUCAAAUUACAUUAAUAAGAGGAUUUUUUUGCCUGCAAAA
This is a messenger RNA of Lutzomyia longipalpis, 3040 nucleotides long. RefSeq names its product NAD-dependent protein deacetylase Sirt7 (gene Sirt7). NCBI's taxonomy places the organism in Eukaryota, Metazoa, Arthropoda, Insecta, Diptera, Psychodidae. Bases 283 to 2874 code for a protein of 863 amino acids. Gene Ontology annotation, molecular function: NAD+ binding. The transcript is spliced from 4 exons. The record is from RefSeq and is a predicted model, not a curated record.